Molecule: messenger RNA, 812 nt
Organism: Drosophila ananassae
Lineage: Eukaryota; Metazoa; Arthropoda; Insecta; Diptera; Drosophilidae
Exons: 2
Coding region: 236-670 (144 amino acids)
Source: RefSeq, a predicted model, not a curated record
UUAAUUAGCUUGCUAAAAACGAAUUUCGAGAGUGAAAUGAACAAAGUAGUCUGGUCUCAAAAUAUUACUAAACAAAGUAGUCUGGGAAAUGAAUUUUCGACGUCCUACCAACUUCAUGUAACUUUCUAGAUCAGUAUAACUCUCGGUUCGCACGGAACAACUUCUAAUUUUUAACUCCUAUAAAACGAAAAUCAUUUAAUAUUUUUUGUAAGCAAUAUUUUUUCUAAAUUUUAUAAUGGAUAAGUAUACCUCAACUUUGUUGCCUUAUGUUUUGGAAAUGCUAAGUCGCCAACCACAGCUCCGUGUCACCACGGACUUUAUCGAGGCGAAUAUCAGAGAAUCUGUGAUGAACGAGCAUGUGUCGCCUUUUGGAACGCUCAAGCACGCCGUCGACUUCGCCAUCGAAGUUGGAAAUAACCUUGGAAUACUGAACAUUAUUAACGAGGAAGUGCAGAUUCCUUUGACUUUUCGGCGACGAAUCACCAGUGAAGGGUCCGUGCCCCCCCAGGCAAGCAUCACGCCGGCUCAGGCCCGUAAAUUGAUCAAGCAGCGGAUGCCAAAGCCACGGGCUACCGGUACUCGUAAACCGAAAAAGAAUACUUCACACUACCCCGUUGGCUUGAAGGGACCUAGGGGUGUGCCGAAGGCUAACCCAAAGCGACGCAGCUAAACCAAGUGCUCCCAAUUCACGUACAAAUCUGGAGCUCGUUAUUGAAAUAAUGUUAUUGGACUACUUAGCCAGAGCAUGGGCAAUCGAACAAAACCAAAAAAUAAAACACACACGAGCAGGCCUGUCCUGCUCAGAGUCGCAA